Messenger RNA from Vicugna pacos (alpaca), 2123 nucleotides. RefSeq names its product transformer 2 beta homolog (gene TRA2B). Gene Ontology annotation, molecular function: RNA binding. Lineage: Eukaryota; Metazoa; Chordata; Mammalia; Artiodactyla; Camelidae. The record is from RefSeq and is a predicted model, not a curated record.
GGAAAGGGAAAGCGGGGAGCGAGGGGUGGAGCCAAGAAAGCGCGCCUUCUGGGAAGGGGUGGGGCCUGGUUAAAGAGCGCCGCGUCACAUCCGGGAGACUUAGAGCCCGUGCGGAGGCGGUACGGUGCGCUUCGCUUCUCAGCGUCUCGGGAACCACUGCGUGGUGCGAGGCUGCGGCGGAGCCUCUAGACAGAAGGCGCAAGAGGUUGGCAGCUUCGAUUGAAGCACAUCGAGCGGCGAAGGCAGACAGGAGUCAUGAGCGACAGCGGCGAGCAGAACUACGGCGAGCGGGAAUCCCGUUCUGCUUCCAGAAGUGGAAGUGCUCAUGGAUCUGGGAAAUCUGCAAGGCAUACCCCUGCAAGGUCUCGCUCCAAGGAAGAUUCCAGGCGUUCCAGAUCAAAGUCCAGGUCCAGAUCUGAAUCUAGGUCUAGAUCCAGAAGAAGUUCUCGAAGGCAUUAUACAAGGUCACGAUCUCGGUCCCGCUCCCAUAGAAGAUCCCGUAGCAGAUCUUACAGUAGAGAUUAUCGAAGACGACAUAGCCAUAGUCAUUCUCCCAUGUCUACUCGCAGGCGUCAUGUUGGGAAUCGGGCAAAUCCUGAUCCCAACUGUUGUCUUGGAGUAUUUGGAUUGAGCUUGUACACUACAGAAAGGGAUCUAAGAGAAGUGUUUUCUAAAUAUGGCCCAAUUGCUGAUGUGUCUAUUGUAUAUGACCAGCAGUCCAGACGUUCAAGAGGAUUUGCCUUUGUAUAUUUUGAAAAUGUAGAUGAUGCCAAGGAAGCAAAAGAGCGUGCCAAUGGAAUGGAGCUUGAUGGACGUAGGAUCAGAGUUGAUUUCUCUAUAACAAAAAGACCACAUACCCCAACACCAGGAAUCUACAUGGGGAGACCUACCUAUGGCAGCUCACGCCGUCGGGAUUACUAUGACAGAGGAUAUGAUCGAGGCUAUGAUGAUCGGGACUAUUAUAGUAGAUCAUACAGAGGAGGCGGUGGAGGAGGAGGAGGAUGGAGAGCCGCUCAAGACAGGGAUCAAAUAUAUAGAAGACGGUCACCUUCUCCUUACUAUAGUCGUGGAGGAUACAGAUCACGAUCCCGAUCUCGAUCAUACUCUCCUCGUCGCUAUUAAAAAGCAUGAAGUUGAAGACUUUCUGAAACCUGCCCUAGAGUUGGGAUAUUGUUCGUGGACAAUAUUUUUUAUUGUCUCCUGUUUAAAAAGUGAACAGUGCCUAGUGAAGUUAGGUGACUUUUACACCUUUUAUGAUGACUACUUUUGGUGGAGUUGAAAUGCUGUUUUCAUUCUGCAUUUGUGUAGUUCGGUGCUUUGUUCAAAGUUAAGUGUUUUCAGAGAAGUAUGUUUUGCAUGUAUUUUUUUACAGUCUAAAUUUUGACUGCUGAGAAGUUUCUAUUGUACAAAACUUCAUUUAAAAGGUUUUUCUACUGAAUCCAGGGUAUUCUGAAGAUCGAAGCCUGUGUGUAAAAUGCUACCAAAUGGCAAAAAGCAACAAUAAAGUCUGGUUUUUACUUUUCUUUCUAACAUAUCAAUGCUUAGCAGAACUGCUCAGAUUAGAUUGUCAGUAAAAUUCAAGACAAAAAUGCCCAUUUUCCUCCAGUCCAUGAAACAUACCAUAUACUUAAUAUACCUGCAGUUAAGUGUUAAAAAUUAUGCUCUGUAACUCUAUACUGCUAGUAUUAGAACUAAAGAACUUUCAAUACAGUAAAUGCUUAAUGCUUAUAUAAAUGUGGAUUUGUUGGCCUUUAUGUAAUAAUCUGUAUUAUAUAUAGCAGGGAAUAAGAUAAGAGUUACACAAUGUAUGCCUUAAAAAGGCUAUUUCUUAAAGCUGUUACAAGGCGAUAAUGGUAUUUCAACUAGUUAUCAGCAAGUUACAAUACAUUCCACCACAAAUGUACUCUUGUUCUUCUAGCUUUUAGCCUAUAUGGAAAAACGGGGUGCUUCAGAGUUCGGGAAAAGAGAAGGGAACACUAUACCUGUGUUGUGGAUGAACUGAAGACUUUGCCUGUUCAUUUUUUAAAUAUUAUUUUCAGGUCCUUUGCUUACCAAAGGAGGCCCAAUUUCACUCAAAUGUUUUGAGAAAUGUGUUUAAAUAAAUGCAAAUGAAAAGAGUAAAA